Messenger RNA from Neoarius graeffei (lesser salmon catfish), 4531 nucleotides. RefSeq lists its product as uncharacterized. The coding region runs from base 301 to 2691 and encodes 796 amino acids. NCBI's taxonomy places the organism in Eukaryota, Metazoa, Chordata, Actinopteri, Siluriformes, Ariidae. The transcript has 6 exons. The record is from RefSeq and is a predicted model, not a curated record.
GUGCUAUAGACAGACGCUACAGAGACUCGAGGGCUCUUUCGACCGGGAUCUGACGGUGGGCUGACAGUGUCGCCUGAUCAAGACGCGAUUAUACACUCUUAUACUUUUGGAUAUGUGCCUUUUAAUAUGUGAUCGAUUAAAUACCGGGACGUGUCGAAUAAUCAGAUGUAGAGUAGACAUCCCUCCAUCGAGCGAGGCCAUCUGAAUCAUCACAGGGAUUCGUGACACAGAUUCUGCUGAAAAAAAAAAUGGUCACGGCAUCGAGCACUUAACUGACCCCUGAGAACAAUAACAACCAGAAUGCUACAGCACAACAACAACAAUAACUACCCUUGCCUGGACAUGGCCCAUAGAGAGCUGCUUCAUGGUUGCAGGCGAAAUGGUACUACGUUCAGCAGUGCCCUUGGAUUCGGCGCAAUCCCACUAAUUAAAGGUAUUAGGGCUUGGGCAGUAAGUGGAGGAUAUUCAAGAAGUAAGAGAAAAGCUCCAGCUGCUCAUCAAGCAUCUGACCCAACUCAUGAGAGCAGAAUUGGAACCAGCCACAGGAAAAUAUAUUCAUUUCAUACAUCUGGGGUCAGGCAAGGAGGACUUGGUGCUUUAGUGACUGUGGCCACAUUGAAGAACUCAGAUGGAGGCAGGCAAACCCAGACUCGAUGCCUCUUUCUCAAAGCUGAAGGAUGUAAUUACCUUUGUGCUGUGGGGACCAGAGUGGAUGGAAGAAAAUCUGGAAAAGGGAAUCAGGAUGGUAUGGAACUUUGUGAUGGCAAACCUGUCAGAAAGUGGAGAAAGUCUAGCAAGAGACCUAAAUCCAUGGACAACAUAUCAGUAGUUGGAAAUAAAGAGGGAGUUGCCUCUACAAAACUGGAACUUUUGGACAAAUGCUCCAUAACACAGUGCCUAAAGGCAAAACAUGCCCUGACAGCGAUUAACAAAGAUGAUCAUCUAAAUAGGUCAGAGUUUUCCUCUCUACAUGAGAUUUGUGAACCAGCCACGUGCAGCCUGUCUACCAAAUAUGAUUCUAGUACAGAAGUGAAGGAAGACACAACACUAGCUUCUUUCCCAAAACUCAAUAUUUGUGAGGUUUUUGUGGGAAAAGACACACCCAAAACCACAGAAAUCAGUAAGCAUGAAAAUGAUCUUAGAGCUGAUGUGAACAUGAGUCAUGUUUUAAAAUCCAAGGAAAUUGGUAUGCCAAAAUCUGAUGAGCAUAGUCCAGGAUCUGAAAUAAUUAUGCAUAACAAAAAUGGAAUCUUAUCCAGCAUUAGCCAUAGCCACUAUAACACCACAGACACCAUUAAAUAUGAGAUUGACAUUUUAGCAGAUAGAAAUCUUAAUAAAUCCAAUGAAUUUGGUGUUGAGAAUUCUAAACAGCAUGAUCUAGAGUCUGAAGUAUUUUCACAGGAGACCAAUAAGACAAAAGGAGCUUUGUUAACCAUUAGUUACAGCCACUGUGAGGAGUCUGUAAUAACCCCUGCAUCCAGCCACCAUUCAGCCGAUACUUUAUUACCAAUUACACAAAUGGAACAGGAAAUAAAGAAGAGAAUAGAUGAUAUUUCCUUUAAUUAUGACAUGGAGAAGAUUAUCCAUUUUGCUGAAAUGAAGAAAGACAUGUUUAGUACCUCUAAUCAGAACAUGGAUCCUUUGCGUGAACCAGCAAAGAAGCAUUUGGGGUCACCUUCAUGUUCUUCUCAUCAUAAGCAGGAAAUAAUCAUGGAUGUAACUAUGACACAUGAGAAUGGAAAAAAAGUAAACACCACAAAUGAGGCUUUUGAAGAGCUUGCUAAUUCUUUAUCACAAGGUUCUGGCUCUUUCAAUAUUGCUAAACCUAUUAUAUCCCUGCCUAAUCCGGCCUCCAUCACAAACACAACUGCCCUCAGACCCAUAAGUAGGCAGCAACAGGAGGAAGCCAAGGGUAUGAGAUUAGCACUAAAACCAGCAGUGGAGCUGCUAGAAAAGCAGGAGAGAGGCCAUGAAGUGGACAAAGUGGUGGACGAUUGGCCUGAAGUGGUGGACGAGGAAGAUAGAGAUGAGUUUGGAGUCUUUAUGAAGGCAGGAGAUGACCAGGUCUGGAAUGAAGGAUUCAACGAGCUCAAAAAAGUGCCUUGUGAGAAGCAUGCUGACAUUGACAUUAGAAACUCCUCUGUUUCAAAUGAACCCCCAUCCUGCAUGUCUGCUUGGACCAGAGACCUGUCAAUCAGUCAGUCAGAGGACACAUGGACUGCCUUCAAGCAUGAAGGGAUCAGCAGAAAAACAGAGGAGUGCUGGUUUUCGACUGCUGUGGAAAACAUGCACCUCACACACUCAUCUCUCAUUACUGUGCCAAAUGUGUUUUUAGAGGCCUUUCCCUAUCUAAAACCCUCCUGUGGAGAUUCUGACUGCAUUCCCACAUUGACAGAGCUGCUACAAGGAACUGCAGCAGGAAACAGACCUGAACCUGGGAGGCAGAGUCUAUUGGAUGGCCUUCAGGAUCUGGACCGCAUGAUUGGUGUGAAAUACAAAGUGGCAGAGUCUCUGUCCCGAAAGCUUCUCCUGCAGGCACUGAAUUUGAGGACCAUAAACCUUGAGUGUGCAGGUGGCCGAAAACAGAACAUGGCAAGGUUUUCACCAAACCUUCCCACGUCCAACCAGCAGCUAGCAGCUAAUGCUAAAAGAAGAUUCUCUUAUGACAUCAACAGAAACAUUAUGGCAUAGUUUCUCCCAAUUUUAAAUCACUAUAUUCUUCAACAGCUGGAAAAAGAAUAACUUCAGAUGAAAACAAAAUUAUUGGUUUGUGUUUGUUUUUUUCUUCCCCAUGAGGCUGUACCCUCGGUUCCCUCUGCAGUCACAUGAGUUAUUAGUUGUUGUACAUUUACAUCUGUUAUUAUUUUAAUAUGUCUGUCUACUUCCUCAACAACCUGUUUAAAAUCAAAAGACAUCACAUGCAUCCUGAUGUUCCUAAAAACAGAUUUCCUGGGUCAACAAGGAUUAGCUUGAUCAUAUGACAUUACCUACACUAACUAACAAUACAGUGAAUUUUACUGCUGGUUUUGAUUUUCAUCUCUCAUUAUCUGUAGCCGCUUUAUCCUGUUCUACAGGGUCGCAGGCAAGCUGGAGCCUAUCCCAGCUGACUACGGGCAAAAGGCGGGGUACACCCUGGACAAGUCGCCAGGUCAUCACAGGGCUGACACAUAGACAACCAUUCACACUCACAUUCACACCUAUGGUCAAUUUAGAGCAGGGGUCACCAAACUUUUUUCUCUGGGGGCCACAUUGUCAUUCCUGACUGUGAUGGGGGGCCGGGGUCAGGUCAGCUAUAUAACAUAGAAUUGUAUGACCCAGACAAAUAUGACCACCAGCAGGCCUCAUUGUGUAGUAGAGAUUACUAGCCUGGCACAGCCAUCCCCACUACUAUAUCCCCACUACUAUACCCACACUACUAUAUCAACACUACUAUAUCAACACUUGAUUCCUGGCACAUAUUUGUUUAUCUUUACUAGUGGUUUGCAAAAGUAGUAAUUGAGUCUUCACACUUUGUUUUUGAAAUACCACAGAUAUUCCAUUUAUUUAUUUUCUAAUAAAAAUAACAUCAAAGCUGGUAGGUAAGAAACAUCUGCCUAGUUGAGGUGAUUGACACUGGCAAAGGCGAGUGGAAAAUUAUAAAUUGUAGGUAGGCCUGUUGAUAUUAUUAAUAAUAUUAAUAAUUGUGUGCAGCACUUAAUAAAGGUCAAAUAAAUAGGCCUAGAAAAUAAAUACAUUUUUAAAAAACAGUGAAAUUAUAAUAAUAUGAGCAAUAGAUCAACUAGCCAGCUCUUAUGCCUAUCCAUUUGAGCAUGUUCAGUAAACAUUUUUUAGGUCAAGGUGAAAAUGAAAUGAGCAGUAGGCCAUUUACAGGUCAAAACUAAAGCAUAAUACAGAAUAAUGGGAAUCAAAAUCAGUAGUAUAUGUAGGUGAGCUGGAUUUGUACUUGUUGAUUUGUACUCCUUGUCGGGACACACCUCCUCGGCCACAGCAAGCAUGCAUACUUUAACAAAGUCCCCAUCAGUAAACGGCUUUCCAUGGGUAGCUAGUAGGUGAGCUACCUUAUAGCUAGCUCGGACAGCAGCCUGGUUGAUCUGGGUUUGGCGAAGGAAUACAUUCUGUUGUGCAGCCAGUCGGCAUUUCAUCCUCCGAAUCCUGUCUUCUCUUGUUUGCCCUCGCAAACUAGCAUACUCUUUGUGGCGGGUUUCGUAGUGACGACGCAGAUUAUAUUCUUUGAAAACCGUCACACUUUCUUUACAUACAAGACAAACUGCACGGUCCUUACACUGAACGAAAAAAUAAUCGGUGGUCCACUGUUCUUUAAAAACUCUGCACUCUCUGUCAGCUUUUUGCUUACCGCUAGCCAUUUUGCUGUCCUGAACACUGACAGUUCUCUGCGCAUGCGCUGCCUGUCACUGCUUGAUCGCGAGCAUAUGACGAAAAUUCGGAAAAUAUGAAUAGUUCAUUUUAUAACUAAAUAUCAAUUUUAAUUGAUAAAAUCAACAAAAUACAAGAUGCAGACAUGUUAUUAUUU